Aspergillus pseudotamarii is the source of this 996-nucleotide messenger RNA. RefSeq names its product putative ubiquitin-conjugating enzyme. NCBI's taxonomy places the organism in Eukaryota, Fungi, Ascomycota, Eurotiomycetes, Eurotiales, Aspergillaceae. Bases 1 to 996 code for a protein of 331 amino acids. The transcript has 4 exons. The record is from RefSeq and is a predicted model, not a curated record.
AUGUCCACCUCCAGAUUGCCUAAUAUCCCCGCUCUGCGUAAACACCAACUUCUCCUGGAAUUUGCGAGUUUAAAUCAUGCAGCCCCUCCAGGACUCUAUGUGAGCCCUGCCCCGAAUGAUCCUACUCUUUGGACGGGUGUCUUAUUCGUUCGUAGUGGUCCAUAUGCUUCUGCUAUCCUCCGUUUCCAGAUCCGAUUUCCACCUUCAUAUCCCGAUCUCCCACCUUUGGUGACCUUCUCUACCGAUGUAUUCCAUCCGUUGAUCGUUCCCCUUACGACAUAUACCUUUAGCACAAAUGCUUCGAGCGAAGAUCCCGUCAGUGCUUCAGACGAGGAGCGAUUACCGCCUGGCGGAUUUAGUCUCCGACAUGGAUUUCCCCACUGGUUUGGCCGAGGUAAACGAAGUGUGGUCAAUUCAGCAGACUCUUCGAGAGCUGUGAGUAUUAGUGGCUCCAAUAUCGGUGUUGAUGCAGCCGGCAAGGACUCGCCUCAGCACCAAAACGACGCCUCUAGACCUACAUCUCCGUCGAAGAAUCAAGGGGAUAUUGAUCGAGAGGAGAGUGCUACCUCAGCACCAGAGGAGAAACUAGUGGAACUAGGGGAAAAUGUCCCGGUUACUGCUUUAUUGAAUUAUAUCCGCUCUACAUUCGAUGACGAAACAGUUCUCGACUCGUUGCCACUCGAAGCUGCUGGAAAUCCAAGCGCUUGGCAUGCGUGGAAGGCUCACAGAAAAGAUAGCAGUAACUCGGCCUUUACAAGUAGCUCUAAAAGAGGAACCCCGCAGGCGCGGCUUCCCGGUGAUUGGCACUGGGAUGGAAUUUGGGCUAAGCGUGUCCAAGAUGAGGUCGAGGCGAGUCAUUCGGAAGCAACAUUGUUUGGCAAUGCGACCCGAAGUGGAGGAACUGAGGAUACGAUACGUUUCUCUCGAUUAGACGACGCUACGUUGACCUCAAUUAAAGAGAUGAUAAACCCACGGGCGGAAGCAGCGCACCAGUAG